Molecule: messenger RNA, 2814 nt
Organism: Megalopta genalis
Lineage: Eukaryota; Metazoa; Arthropoda; Insecta; Hymenoptera; Halictidae
Source: RefSeq, a predicted model, not a curated record
GAAUUAGAUUUGCAAAGUAUUACGUAUUUAACAGAUUUACUGUAAUCAUAAAAGACUAACCGUAUCGCUAACUAACUGAUCGUCACUACCGUAGUAUAUAUAAAUAGGUAUCUUGAUGUUGGCAAGGUUAUACUUAGGAGGACUACUACGACCAUAUGUUUUUAAGUUACCAAAUAAGCCAUAAUCGAAUUGUGCAAAAUUUCCUACAGAAACGAUGGUUAUAGUAAUUAUUGUAAUUAUUAUAAAAGCAUCUAACAUUAUUCUUACUAACCAGAAUUAACUAAUUGUCCAUAAUGUACAAACUGCUUAGCAGAUGAUCCAGCAGGAUCAUAUUGACCAAUUUCAGGUAUAAGAGUCUACAAAUUAAAGUUUAUAAUAAUAUCAUGUUUUAUGUAUUGCAACAUUUAUAUGUAUAAAGGAAAUGUAUUAAUCACCCUAUUCAGCUGUUUAAAGCUUGGUCCACUAAUGAGAAAUAUUACACUGGUGCAUAGUGGACUUGUAAUUGCUUCUUCUUUGCAAGCAAUUGCCAUUACCUUUUGUAUAAAUUUGCUCGACGGCUGGAACUCGUUUAGGCCUAUGAUUUUUUUAAUGAAUAUUACCUCGAGAGCAUCAACAAAGGUGGCCAAAAGACGGAAGAAAGCGUUUGUCAUAUGGGACAUGAAGGAUGCUGGGGCCAAUGGGAAUGCUGCUUCAAUCUUUUCUUGAUACUCUGGACGUUCACUUGCCAUCACUAAAAACGCAGUGCCCCCUUGACUAUGUCCAAUGGGUUCCCAGCACCCAAGUUGCAGAGCAGUCCAAAAGACCAUGGACAAGAAGUACGGCAGGCUUAUUGUUGGCUUUAGGACUUUUCCUGGAACCUAUGAUUCUAUGCAUUUGCAGAAUGUAUCCAUCUGUAGUGGUAACUUCUGGUAAAACACUAUUGUUAUGCAGUGAAACUUGGGAUGGAGCAUUAUCAAGAGGAAUAAGACCCCAGUUCUCAUUGCCAAAGUUAAUAUCGUUAAUUGAGUCGUAAUCGUACUCCGAUAAAGGAAUCCCCAAUACCACCGGUAUAAUGUAGCAGACGAAGAAGAAGUAGAAAAGAACAUUCGAUGAAAAUCGAAAGCUUCAAGCAAAAAAGGAGAAAGGAAGAACAUAAGAGAAAAGAAAGAAACCCGAACUGCAGAGCAGGAUUAAAGUCCUAGUAGCAAAGAAAGGUCAAUAAAAAGAUGCAAUUUGUUUCCUUGAAGAAUUUUAUUCUUUUCUUAUUAGUCACUAUAUUGCCCUUAGAUGCUAAACGGACAGCAAAACUAUUAACUAUGAGAAGCAGCAUGAUGUUGCAUAGAAAAGGGGGGAUACGCCCAGAGCUGAAACAAAAGAUUUGCUUUGAUUUAGUAGGCUGUUUUUCUAAUCCACCUACUCAUUUGACAUUAAAGCGUGCUCCACAACAUCCGAGUAUAAUUCAGACCAGAUUCUUAUUGUACACUCGUGCCAAACAGGAUUUGCCUGACAGUAUUCAGUACGGCGAUGAUUUUAAGUCUAUUUUGCAAUCAAAAUUCGAUGCAAAGAAGUCUCUAAAUGUCAUCAUACAUGGCUACAAAGGAAGCGGUAGCGAUGUCGGAGCCAUACUUCUUGUAAAAGGCCUUCUGGACAUGAAAGACGUAAAUAUCCUGGUACUGGAUUGGACAAGGGGCGCGGCGACAACGUAUUCAGCAGCUGUGGCAAACACCGAACUAGUAGGACGUCAACUGGGCUUGGUUCUUCUGGAUAUCAUUAGUCUUGGCACUCCCCCUGAAAAUAUUCAUGUGAUCGGCUUUAGUCUUGGCGCUCAUAUCGCUGGUUGCGCCUCGGAGAUUGUUAAAAAAAAGAAUCAUCUUUUGGGGCGUAUAACCGGUUUAGAUCCAGCGUCUCCAUUCUUCAGGAACCAUUUAUUCAGAGAAAAAUCGAGGAAAUUGGACGCGACCGAUGCUCAACUUGUUGACAUAAUUCAUACAGAUGGAUCGGAGGAUUUUGCGGAUGGGUUUGGGCUCUUGAAACCCCUUGGUCACAUCGACUUCUUUCCCAAUGGUGGCAGAGAACAACCUGGCUGCAACGAUGUGAAAAACUCUGUUGUCGUUAGCCACAUGAAUGAGGAUAGCUUGACUAGGGAGCUUGCCUGUAGCCAUUUGAGAGCUUGGGCUCUCUUCCUGGAAAGUGUUCGAAUGGUUAAUGAAACGUGCAAGUUCAAUGCCUGGCCAUGUCCUAAAGGAAGAAAGUCUUAUGUAAGUGGAAUAUGCUUCCCCAUGGAGUCCACAUUAUGGACUCAAGAAAUGGGUUACAAAGCUGAUCAAGGUGCAUUAGGAAUUUACUAUUUGCCGACCCGGAAAGAGAAACCAUUUUGUGGGUAUCCGUACAGAGCGUCAGUAAGAGUAUCCGAGGACACUCCAAGAACAGCAGGAAUGAUACUCGUGAAAAUUGAACAAUACGAUGCAACGUUCAAGAUCGAAUGCCCAUUACUGAACCGGAAGAAUAAACGAAUGACAUUCUAUAGUAUCGCUGCAAUGAGAUAUCAAUCACAUCCCGAUAAUCAGUCAAUGAUAGUGGCACAGGUUUGGUAUCAGAGCUUGUUAGAUGAAGUAGAAGACAGUUCGAAUAAAAAUCAUUAUUCGGAUAGUUUAUUGAUAAACAAGUUUACGUUGGAAGAUAGAAAAGGAAACAGGUGGGAGUAUUGUAUGCGAAACGCUGUAGUGAAUUCACAAGAAAAAUCGAUAGUCCUACGACUCGGGGAAUGCAAUGUUUUAUAAGUAAACCAUCACUUGUAAUCCAUAAGGAAACCAAUAAAGUUCAUCAUUAUAAGCA